Molecule: messenger RNA, 813 nt
Organism: Fonsecaea erecta
Lineage: Eukaryota; Fungi; Ascomycota; Eurotiomycetes; Chaetothyriales; Herpotrichiellaceae
Exons: 2
Coding region: 1-813 (270 amino acids)
Source: RefSeq, a predicted model, not a curated record
AUGGUUUCCACGAGGCACCAUCCCAGACCCUUUCCCGAGCCUGCCACCCCCAGCUCAACGACCCGAUCCAAUGCCACAGACUCGCCCUCCAAGUCGUCCUCCCCUCCACACUCGGAUGACUCAGUGGCCCUCUCGUCUUCCGCUUCUCGAAAGCGCCGAUCGGAAAGAUCCGCUAAUGCCAAAUCAUCACCCUCAUCGAUCCACGCUUACUCGCAUACGGCACCCCCCUUGUUGGUGAUCUGGCUGUUCGUUUCCCUGCCCCUGGUGGUGUGGGAUACAGGCUAUAUCGCACUCCGGCCACAUUCGAUGCCAGGAGGGAAAUAUCAUUCGCCCAUCUGGUCACCGUACGCGCUGUAUGGUACGGUGGACUACGUUUAUGGCUGGCCGGCAUGGGAAGGUCAUGUGGGCUUCACAGCGGCACAGGGCUCAUUGAAUGUGAUUGAGACAGUCAUGUACAUCUACUACCUGAACACAAUAUUGAGCAACGGUCCUGAAGGUCUCUUGAAGUCUCGCAACCUUCGGGGAUUUUUUCGGGGUGAAAGGGACAAGGCAGUCAGUGGCCCCGGCGUUGCUACGGCUGUCGUCGUCCUGUUCUCCGCUGCUAUCAUGACCCUAAGCAAGACGGUCCUAUAUUGGCUCAACGAAUAUUUCUCGGGAUUUGCCAACAUUGGCCACAAUUCUCUGUAUAAUCUUGUUCUCCUAUGGAUCAUUCCCAAUGGCCUCUGGCUGAUUUUCCCGGCGUAUAUAAUAUACGUGCUCGGAAAAGAGAUGGUCGCUGCCAUGGAAGGCACUCGAGCAGAAAAGGAAGAGUGA